AUGGUACUCUUGAAGGUCUUCGUGCUCGUCGCGAGCAUCCAGCAGCUUGUCGCCGGUCUACCGCAAGUGCAUGUAACGCCAAAUUCACGUGCGGCGACGGGAUGCGGCAAAACACAGCUGCUUCCAGGCGUCACGCAGUACCGAUUUGGGCUCAAGAGCAGCGGCAAGGAUCGCAGCUACUCGUACCACCUCCCGUCCGAUUAUGACAAGAAUAUGAAGUAUCCGGUUGUUGUGGGGUUUCAUGGAUCGAGUAGCAUUGGGCUAUUCUUCGAGCUGGAUACUAAGAUGAGCGAGUCGCGGUAUAGCGGUAAUAAAGUUAUGGUGUACCCGAACGGCAUCGACGGCAGUUGGGCGGGGCCAACGUACCACAACGGCUCCACUGUGCAAGAAGACAUCCAAUUCGUAGCCGACUUAGUAGCGGAUCUAAAGUCGAGCGUUUGCGUGGAUGACACCAAAAUCUUCGCAACCGGCAUGUCCAACGGCGGAGGCUUCAUCGGCACCCUAGCCUGCGACCCCCUCGGCAGCACCCUUUUCGCAGCCUUCGCCUCCCACUCCGGCGCCUUCUACACCGACACCGACGGCCCCAACAACGGCUGCAAUCCUACCAACCCUCCAAUCGCCAUGCUCGAAAUCCACGGCGACGUCGACAAGACGGUGCAUUAUGAAGGCGGGCAGGGGGAUGGCGGGCCCGAACCACCGAUUCCGGAGUGGCUGGAGUGGUGGGCGCAGAGGAACGGAUGUGAGGGGAAGAAAGAGGAGGGUCUUGCGGAGGGUGAUGUGCAUCAUUUUAGUUGGAUGUGUGGCGGGAAGGGGGGGCUGGUGCAGCACUAUAGGGUGGGUGGGAUGGGGCAUUGUUGGGCAGAUACGGAGCCGAAUCUCUCGCAGAUCUCCGUCCCCCAAGGACCUGCCCCUAUCCGAGCAAGCGAGAUUAUUAUGGGCUUUUUCGAUACGUUUUAA
This is a messenger RNA of Trematosphaeria pertusa, 957 nucleotides long. Its product is annotated as carbohydrate esterase family 1 protein. Gene Ontology annotation, molecular function: feruloyl esterase activity. The record is from RefSeq and is a predicted model, not a curated record. The transcript has 2 exons. NCBI's taxonomy places the organism in Eukaryota, Fungi, Ascomycota, Dothideomycetes, Pleosporales, Trematosphaeriaceae. Bases 1 to 957 code for a protein of 318 amino acids.